UUGAUGUGCUUGUGGGUCUGUUGAUGUUAAUACACAUGUCUUGGAGUCUCGUGUAAAAGGGGAUGAAUUCCUGGAUAUGCGGAUUAAAACGUUAAGAAGAGUUUACAUAGCAUGAUGUCCGCGAAACUAAUGAAUAGAGCUAUACAAUUAUGUUCACGGGUGGGACAAUAGACCCAACUUGGAGAUGAUAAUGGUUCCCUUCGUCAGAGGGGAACUCCUACUUCGCAAAAGGACUUGUUAGCAUUCCUUCCGAAAUCUUUGUCCGGUUAGUAACCUCGCCAUACACCUGCCCAAAGAAGGUGAAUGCAUUAAUUUUACAGGUUGCUCAUAUAUGAAGUUCUUCUUUUUUGACGGUGUUUCUUUUCUUUAUGACAAGCGUUUGUAUGCUUUUGGGGUUAUCUCUCGUCUUUACUUGAUAACAAACCGCCCAACAGACUGUUUAUGUAUAUACUUCCGUUCGUUAGGCUUAUUAGUUUAUGUACUGUUCAGGAAUGAUCGGAAAUGCUUCUGGAAGAUUAUAUCACAUCUAAUUCGACGACGGCUUCCAUCGCAGAUCAAGUUCAACAACACUUUUUGCCCAAUUCCUACGGCUCGGUGCCUCUGCCUCCAACAGAUAACACCAUGGAAUUAUUAGGACCACCGCCAGUUACUCGACUUGUCCCAGACAACCUAGCUGCAGCGGCGAGGUUGCCGGCAAACUCGGCAUCCCGCGUUGAAGCAAUCAAGAACUUGCUCUGCUCCGAGUCUGAUUCGGAGUUUAGUGCGCUCUCCGGUGACAACUCCAAUCUUGCCAAGCAAAACCCCAGCCUCCCACCAUCAGCAUCAGGUGGACCUUUACUGUUUCCCGCCCAGCUGCAGGCAUCCCUUUCCGCGAUUCCCCCGCCGAUCCCUCGGAUGAGCUCCUAUGCUGCUCCUACAUCGAUUGGUGACUACCGAACACCGCGCCAUCCAUACCAUAUUCCGCUCACCAUCAAGAUCCCGAACAAGAUCAGAUUGCCACCGCAGAAGGAUGGUAAGAGGAUAAACCAGCACACUUACAAGCCACAUGCACCAGGAGAUGGGCUGCUGAAGAUCGACCGGAAACCAAACACGACUGCAGCUUCGAUCCCCGGAGUCCCUGUGGCCUUGGUGAUGACCGAUAGAUCAUACCAGAGCACCAUCAUGACCGAUCACGGGAUUCUUAAUAUCAUCAGCUCCAAUGAACCUGGAUCAAAGGUUCCUACCCCACCCCCAUCAUAUCUCAGCGUCAAUUCGAACUCGACAGGGUCAUCGUCGUGUUCAUUGGCACCAAGCCUAGCAUCGACAUCGUCCCUCGAAGAUCAAGCCCAGGCUGCAAUGGCGAUGUCAUCAUUGACGCACUCGAUGACGACCUCCAAUGGCACCAUUCCUAAAAGAUCAAGAUCGAGAGGUGGAGUUGGUAAAAAACGCACAUCAUUCACAAGGAAUCAAAUUUGCGCCAUGGAGCAGAGGUUCGAUCAACAGCGAUACUUGACAAGUGUCGAGAGGAAAGAGUUUUCAAACUCGAUUGGUCUCGAUGAUCAUCAUGUCAAAAUAUGGUUUCAAAACCGUCGUAGCAAGCUGAAAAAGCAAGCUGUUGUUAGCAGCAGCGAUGCCACCGCACGAUCACUGGUGAAUAUCCGAGCUAAACAACUUCCUGGGCAAAACAUUCAGCCUUCUAAAACCAUCACAUAUCACGUGACCAAAUCAGAAAAUACGUCAUCUUAUGCAUCGUCCUGCCAGCUGACAAAACCCGCGCCAGGAGUGCAUCCAUCGCAUCCCACUCCUGCCACCGUUUAUCAUCCGACCAUGAAUGGUUCGAUUCCCGCAGGUAUGGCGCCACCUAAGUCUGGAUCGGGCAUGUUGUAUGCACCAAUGAACCCAGUCAUUUCAUCAGUUACGAAUUCAUAUUCGUCUUCGACGAUCCCAGCUGGUGUGAACGUCUUCGGAGCCGGCGUGCAGGGUGUUUCUGCCGUUGGGGCGCCGCCGUUCGCUCAUCCAUACGCGCCCCAGCAGCCCGACUCGAAAGCAACUACCAUGAUGUCGUCUGCUUCCCAAGGUAAUGUCCCGACAAUGACAACCCAGAUGAGUGCGACGCACGGGGUAACAGCGAAUGGUGUUCCGUUUCAGCCGCCAUAUGGCUACGUCUACGAUUACGGUGCCGAUCAAGGAAACUCUUUUGUCACUCAGAGUUCAAGAUCGUCGUCACCCUUCGAAAAUUUCCCGUUUUCACCUGCAGGAUUCCAUUGCCAUCCGGAUGAUGUCAGUGUCAAUCCAUUUAAUCAGAUGGCAAUAGUGCCUCCGGUGAAUAUAAUGUAAUAUUGACUUGCCAGUGGAAUGUAAUUUAUAUACAGUCUUUUAUAUUGAUCAAUUGAACAGAUAUGGAGCAUGUGAAACUUUGCGAAGGAUAAUAUUUCAAAAUGUUUCGUCGGGAUUUUUUCUUUCCUAUCUAAAUUUCUCUUUAUUCUUCUUAAUGAUCUUUGUCUGUUUGAUUUUUGGUCAAAUUGAAAAGUUUAUUUUGUUUUGAGCAGAUAGUAAGUUCCUUUACAAAUACUUAUUUUAGCAUAAGUUUCUUAAUGUCUUUUUUUAUUUCAUUUGAAAUAAAUUACUUUUUACGAAAAAAAAUAUUCAAAAUAUAAAGAUAGUGGCUGAAGGGACGGGUGAAAUAUUGCGAAUACCUUGAUCCUGUAUACACGGAGUUUUGCAAUCAAUCGCAAAAUGGCAGUGGCCAAUUAGUAUCAUUGUUAUAUACACACUCAUUAUCCUUUUCCACCAAUCAAAAGCAUUAUCCACGAAAACUUGCAAUUGGUCGUAAAUGCAAAUGUUAAUGGGUCUCGGAUUCUUAUUUGCUUAAAGGACAAGUCCACCCCAACAAAAAGUUGAUUUGAAUAAAAAGAUAAAAAUCCAACAAGCAUAACACUGAAAAUUUCAUCAAAAUCGGAUGUAAAAUAAGAAAGUUAUGACAUUUUAAAGUGUCUCUUAAUUUCACAAAACAGUUAUAUGCACAUCCUGACUAGUAUGCAAAUGAGGAGACUAUGACGUCAUCCACUCACUAUUUCUUUUGUAUUUUAUUAUAUGAAUAUGAAAUAUUCUAAUUUUCUCAUUGUCAAGUGAUACAACGAUUAAUUCCUCCCUGAACAUGUGGAAUUAGCAUUGUUUAAUACUAUAUGGUUCAGUCAAGUUGGUCCUUAAUGUCAAAUCUAUAAAACAUGAAAUAUUGUAUAAUUCAAACAAUAAAAAACAAAAGAAAUAGUGAGUGAUGGACAUCAUCGACUGACUCACCUAGUUGUGUAUAUCACUGUUUUUUGAAAAAUAAGUGAAAAUUUAAAAUGUCAUAACUUAUUUUUUUUCAGCACUACGCUUGUUUGAUUUUUUUCUAACUAUUCAAGUCAGCAUUUUCCAGGGGUGGACUUGACCUUAAACCUACCAAUAUUCCUACCAAAUCUAAUGCAAGAGUCACUUCAACGAAACCGACUUGAAAGAUAUUAAUGGUAUGCCAUUUGUAAUAUACAUAAUAGCAGUUGGGGAUCCAGGUGGGGGACAUCCAGCCCGUGUGCCCUCCCCCUCCCCUUGAGGGGCACAUUUUAAUUUUUGCUUGUCAAAUUUUUCAUGUAACAAAAUAACUUCAAUUCGGGAGUGAAAACAUUUUUUUUUUUGCUUGUCAAAUUUUUCCUGUAUAAAAAUGACCCCCCCCCCCACCCUUGGAAAAUCCUGGAUCCGCCCCUGUUCCCGAUUUGGUUUCAUUUGUGUGAAAGCUGGAUGUUGAGUUUAGGAAUACGCCUGCAAGUUAAUGCAUUUUAGAGUACUUACAUGUAACUGCGACGUAAUCAUCUUUAACAAAAAAGAGCAAACAAAUAUUUAUAUUUUUGCGUUUCUGUAUUUCAUGAUGGUUUUUCAGUAUUAGAUAUAUAAAAUACUCCACAUGCAUGUACUUUGAUACAAAUCUGCGCAUUGUGGCCAAAAGUAUGACGACAUGAAUACCUAAUUACCUCUAGCUGAAAUCUGAGUAAAACUGCCUGGAAACAGGCCAAUUUAUUUCAAUGGGCUAAGAGGGUAUUUAUGCUACAGUAAGCACUUCUGGGCGCUAUGCAGAUGGUGUGCCCGAUGGUGUUACACAUGCACUCACUAUUUUGAGGUUUUUAUUGUAUUACACACGAAAUAUCAAAUAUUUGAAUAUUUAAUGAUGAGGAACCCUUCACUAAAUUACAAUUAUGAUAAUGAUUUUGCAACGAUUGGAGUGAGAAAAUGAUAUGUCAAAUAAUACAACACAUUAUUGAUACUUGAAUUGAAUUUUAAAAAAAUAAGCUAAAUUGUAGUGAUUGUGCAUGUGACAUCAUCGUCUCUUACUUGCAUACCCUGCCAAUGAUACACAUCUCUACUUUUUUUCAUAAGUGAAAGUUCAAAAUGUAAUAAUUUUCAAAUUUUUUAUCCGCCUUUUAAUAACAUUUUACAGUGGUAUACCUGUUGUUUUUCCGAUUAUAUUUCUCUUAAUUUUUGCCGGAGGUGACUUGCCAUUAAAAGAAACAUGA
Molecule: messenger RNA, 4526 nt
Organism: Lytechinus pictus (painted urchin)
Lineage: Eukaryota; Metazoa; Echinodermata; Echinoidea; Temnopleuroida; Toxopneustidae
Product: homeobox protein unc-4 homolog
Exons: 4
Coding region: 502-2316 (604 amino acids)
Biological process (GO): cell differentiation; regulation of transcription by RNA polymerase II
Cellular component (GO): nucleus
Molecular function (GO): RNA polymerase II cis-regulatory region sequence-specific DNA binding; DNA-binding transcription factor activity, RNA polymerase II-specific
Source: RefSeq, a predicted model, not a curated record